Molecule: messenger RNA, 760 nt
Organism: Prorocentrum cordatum
Lineage: Eukaryota; Dinophyceae; Prorocentrales; Prorocentraceae
Source: the annotation of a GenBank genome assembly
CGAAGGAGAUCCUGAGGGACGUGGACCUGGAGCUACUCCGCCGUAUUCGGCCUCUCGGGGAUCGUCCUGGUCCCCGGGGGCCGUCCAAGAAUAGCUCGGGAUGAAAAGUUGGUCCCAGGGCAUCCGUGGCCAUUUUGGCUCGAGCCGUUUAGCGCCGAGCACUCCUCGCGGCACCGCCCGCACGCCCCCGCCCCUCGGCAUACCCCUCGCAGGCCCCGCGAUGGCCCGCUCCGCGUCCCUGCUGCUGGCCUGCGCCGUCGCGGCCGCUGCCGCCCUGCUGGUGGGCUCCCUCGCGCUGUCCUUCGUCGGCGCCUCCCCGGCGGGGCUUCGCGCGGGCCAGCGCGCCCCCUCGGUGGAGAUGCAGUUCUUCGGCGGCCCGCCGGUGACGACCACCCCUCCGCCGCCCGCGGGCUUCAGCCUGGGGGGCGUGGGCGGGAACAACUACGUGAUCUCGAUCACCAUCCUCUUCUUCGGCUCCGUGCUCGCGAACGCCAACGGCUUCUUCGGGCCGUGGUGAGGGUGUUCCCGCGAGGCAGAGGGCUGCGCUGCGGGAUAAGUCAGCAGCAUUUUCGGAUCGGCUGAGCGCGCGUCUUGCAAUUUCUGCGGGGGGCAGGCGUUUUCGACGGCCUGUUGGCGCGCGACAGUACGCUUUUAUGAAAUUAUGCUAACGGAGUUCCCCACAUAAGGAUGAUACGAGGUUGGCAGGAUCACGGGAGCAUAAAAGCAGUGCCAAACAAUGAAGGCCUAUGAUGUCCAUGUA